UCAAAUGGGCCUUCACCGGUGCCACGGCCGGCCCCACAACCACCAGGAUUGGGUGGUGGACCGACCGCGCAACGUCCGGCUCCAAUGCCGCCACGGCCAAUGGGUAAUGUUCAAAGUGCACCGUCGAUUGCCAACCGGCCCCUUCCUGGACCACCUGGCGGCCUUCCGGCGCCAUUACUUCCAAUGUAAGUUUGUCACAUGCGUACUGAUUGUUCUUAUUGAUUUUUUUCAUUUGCGGUCCAUCCUCGGCUUAAUGCUAUAG
Molecule: messenger RNA, 262 nt
Organism: Gongylonema pulchrum
Lineage: Eukaryota; Metazoa; Nematoda; Chromadorea; Rhabditida; Gongylonematidae
Source: the annotation of a GenBank genome assembly